Drosophila serrata is the source of this 1330-nucleotide messenger RNA. Its product is annotated as beta-1,4-glucuronyltransferase 1. Lineage: Eukaryota; Metazoa; Arthropoda; Insecta; Diptera; Drosophilidae. The record is from RefSeq and is a predicted model, not a curated record.
UUCUUGACAAGCAAUAUAUAGUAAUCCGUUAAACAAACAUCUUAAAUCUGGAAAUCUUUAAAAAAUUCAGUAAAUUUAAGGCAACAAUCGUGCAAAUAUGUUCAGAUUCCUAUGUGUUUUGAUUGUUUUCCUGGCUCCGGUUGAUAGUUACAAUGACCUGAAAUGGAGUCUACGAAAACUGAAGAGAUAUAUCAACUGCCAGGACAAGGUAUACAAGUCAAGUGAGAGAAUUUCCCGCGACUACUGGAUACUGGAGAACUACAUCAAGGCCGAUCAUGGUCCGCUCUCAUGCUAUGCCAAUGUCACCUACACCACACACGCAGACUAUAGAUAUUUGGACAAUGUGGUUCCUCUCCUGAAGCGAUGGCGUUCUCCCCUCAGCCUGGCUAUCUAUGCCCCGGAGGAUUUCGAACCCACCCUGAGGAGCAUUCUCUACCUGCUACAAUGUCAUCCUGGAAGGCACUUGGUUCGCGAGCUGACCAGUUUCCAUUUGUUCUUCGAUGUCCUGCUCAUGCCCAAGGUGUUGCCCACGGCAAAGGUGGCUUUGUCCAGGCAAAUGAAUUGCAGUGCUCCAGCUCCGUAUGUGAAUGUGAGAAAGAUGGACUUGUACAGGUCGCGGAUCAAGUUGAAUUAUCCUGUGAACAUGGGACGCAAUAUAGCACGCGAUGCCUCGCUCACACACUUUGUCCUGGCCUCGGACAUAGAGCUAUAUCCCUCACCCGGUUUAGUGCCAGCCUAUUUGCGCUUCUUAAGUCUUUCGGUAAUUUCAAGACCCCAAAUAUUGUACACAUCUCCAGUGGUCCAUGUACUACGCAUCUUUGAGGUAAUGCCCAAUGUUUCGAUACCCAAUACCAAGCGGAAAUUGCAGGAAAUGGUAUACGCCAAAAAAGCUGUGCCAUUCCAUUUGGAAAUCUGCGAGGUCUGUCAUAGUGGACCAAAGCUGAUGGAAUGGAUAUAUGCUUCAAAUAUUGACAUGGAGUAUCUAAAUGUGUUCAAUGUGGCUCGACGUUUGUCACCGUAUGAACUAUGGGAACCGAUCUUUAUAGGCACCGUCAGGGAUCCCCCGUAUGAUGAGCGACUGAGCUGGGAGGGGCAAAGGGACAAGAUGACUCAGGCAUAUACAAUGUGUGUCCUUAACUACACAUUCCAUAUCCUGGAUAAUGCCUUUCUGGUACAUAAGCCAGGUAUUAAGCGUUUGAAGAUGGAUGCACUGAACGAUGCCCAGACCCAAAAGAACGAUGAUCUUAUCAAUGGAAAGAUUUUCAGGGAAUUGGAUAUCAUCUAUGGUUCACGAAGAGGUUGCCUACUUUUAUAAAGUGUAAUGUUUACG